This is a messenger RNA of Columba livia (rock pigeon), 5510 nucleotides long. RefSeq names its product ubiquitin specific peptidase 20 (gene USP20). Gene Ontology annotation, biological process: protein deubiquitination. Gene Ontology annotation, cellular component: cytoplasm. The transcript is spliced from 25 exons. Gene Ontology annotation, molecular function: zinc ion binding; cysteine-type deubiquitinase activity. Lineage: Eukaryota; Metazoa; Chordata; Aves; Columbiformes; Columbidae. The record is from RefSeq and is a predicted model, not a curated record. The coding region runs from base 1012 to 3741 and encodes 909 amino acids.
CCGGGGCUCGGCACGGCCGCUCCGCCGCGUCGGGCCGGGGAUGAUGCAGCAGCGGCGGCCGGGGGGCUCCGGGCCGGCUGCCCCCGGGGUCCCGCGGUGCUCGGGGCUCUUUCGGGGCGACAGCGGCUCCUGCGAACCCCCGAGUGGGACCUGCGAGCGACUCGUCCUGCCCAAAUCCGGCUGCGUGGGGGGAUAUUUGCGUUCAACUUCACUCCUGGCAGCUGUAGCAUCUGUUGGGAGAGAACUUGUAUUUUGGGGGCCUGCUGUGCCUGAGGAGCAGUGUAGCAGGGCAAAGGGGGAGUCCCAGAAGGUGUUUUUCUUUUAAAAGCUAAAUCUGUAGGUGUGCCGCUAGUGAUCCACUAAGAAAUCUGUGUUAAAACCUGGUCUACAUAAAGCCUGUUCUACAUAAAACACCUGGCUUUCCAAUACGUGAUGUGGUACAUUCAGCAAACAGUCAGAAGCGCCUGGUUUCUGGUUCUUGUUGGUAAGCCAGUCAGUAAAUAUUUAUUUCUUCAGUAUCUUGAGUGUAAAAUGUUGCUAAUAACAGCUUCAGACACUCCUUUAUCUUGGUAGGUUAUGCAAGAUGAGCAAGCAGACCUGCUAGUUGUUUUGUGGAUGAACAGUGCAAAGCUUUCUUUUAUUUGUACAAACAGUUACUCGUCAGAUUGUGAAUCUCCGUGCAUCGGGAAUUCCUGACAGCUGGCCCUAGCUCUGCCACAAGACCACACGCUCGUCCUAAGCAAAAAACAAGCCCGAAGAAAUGUGUUCCUGUAGAAGGCAGAGACAGGGGGUUUGGCAGCAAUUUAAGCAACUGAAAGUAGGUUGCAGUUACCGUGGGAUUGUUUUGACAUGUUCGUGUUCUGUUCUUCCACAGCGGUGUGUGAGAAAGACAGGCCAAAGGACUUGUUCUAAGCCAUGUGGGCUUUUCAUAUCUGCUUCAUUUCCAGCCAAUAGUAAUAAUUUGGAUCCUGGUCUGUGAGAACACCCCCCGGCAGGUGAGCGUUGGUGAAAAUGGGGGAUACAAGAGACAUCUGUCCUCACCUGGAUUCCAUCGGAGAGGUGACCAGGGAUGAUCUGCUGCUCAAAUCCAAGGGAACUUGCCAGUCUUGUGGAGCUGUGGGACCAAAUCUCUGGGCUUGUCUUCAGAUCGGUUGUCCGUAUGUUGGCUGUGGGGAGUCCUUUGCUGACCACAGCACACUGCAUGCACAGGCCAAAAAGCACAACCUGACGGUGAACCUGACGACGUUCCGCAUCUGGUGUUACGCUUGUGAGAAGGAGGUGUUCCUGGAGCAGCGGCUGGCAGCGCAGGCACCGCCGCUGAAGUUCGCCGAGCCGGAUUCUCCAUUGCCUGCUCACCCUUUGAAAGCUGUUCCAAUUGCCGUGGCUGAUGAAGGUGAAUCUGAAUCCGAGGAUGAUGAUUUGAAACCAAGAGGCCUUACUGGAAUGAAAAAUCUUGGGAACUCCUGCUACAUGAAUGCAGCACUUCAGGCUCUCUCUAACUGCCCACCUCUCACACAGUUUUUUCUGGAAUGUGGGGGACUGGUCCGUACAGAUAAGAAACCAGCACUGUGCAAAAGCUACCAGAAGUUGGUGUCUGAGGUUUGGCAUAAGAAACGCCCGAGUUACGUUGUUCCAAGCAGUCUAUCCCAUGGAAUCAAACUCGUCAACCCCAUGUUCCGCGGUUAUGCACAGCAGGACACUCAGGAGUUCCUGCGGUGCCUGAUGGAUCAGCUCCACGAAGAACUGAAGGAACCAGUUGUUGCAGAGACAAGAGAUUUGGAUACAAGUGACCAAGAUGACAAGCGGGAGGGUGACCGAAGUCCCUCGGAGGACGAGUUCCUCUCGUGUGACUCCAGCAGCGACAGGGGCGAAGGAGACGGGCAGAGCCGGACCACAGCGAGCACGGGCAGCGGCUCCCUGGCCGAGACAGAGCUGUUGAUCCACGAUGAAGCAGGGAGAGGGAUCUCCGAGAAGGAGAGGAUGAAGGACAGAAAGUUCUCCUGUGGCCAUCGGCGCAGCAACUCGGAGCAGGUGGAUGAGGACGCGGAUGUUGACACCACCAUGAUGCUGGUUGAUGGCAGAGCCUCCCCCGAGGUGCUCCCAGCUCCCCGGCCCGCCAGCCCUUGCAGGACACCAGAACCCGACAACGACGCCUACGUGCGCUGCUCCUCGCGCCCCUGCAGUCCGGUCCACCACGACAUGCACUCCAAGCUCUCCAGCAGCCCUCCGCGCUCCAGCCCCGCCAGGCUCGGCCCUUCCUACGUCCUCAAGAAAGCCCAGAUGCAGGCUUCUGGGAAAAAGAAGAAAGAACUUCGCUAUCGCAGUGUGAUUUCUGACAUCUUCGACGGCUCCAUUCUCAGCCUGGUGCAGUGCCUCACCUGCGACAGAGUUUCUACAACAGUGGAGACGUUCCAGGACCUGUCGCUCCCAAUCCCAGGGAAGGAGGACUUGGCCAAGCUGCACUCUGCCAUCUACCAAAACGUGCCAGCCAAGACAGGGGCAUGUGGGGACAACUACGCCUCGCAGGGCUGGAUUGCUUUCAUCAUGGAGUACAUCCGCAGAUUCGUGGUGUCCUGUAUCCCUAGCUGGUUUUGGGGUCCUGUUGUGACACUGGAGGAUUGCCUUGCUGCCUUUUUUGCAGCCGAUGAGUUGAAGGGGGACAACAUGUACAGCUGUGAACGAUGUAAAAAACUGCGGAAUGGAGUGAAGUACUGCAAAGUCCUCCGGCUGCCAGAGAUUCUUUGCAUCCACUUGAAGCGGUUCCGGCACGAGGUGAUGUAUUCCUUCAAGAUCAACAGCCACGUCUCCUUCCCCUUGGAAGGGCUGGAUCUGCGACCUUUCCUGGCCAAGGAGUGUGUCUCCCAGAUCACCACCUACGAUCUCCUGUCUGUCAUCUGUCACCACGGCACAGCAGGCAGUGGGCACUACAUCGCCUACUGCCAGAACGUCAUCAACGGUCAGUGGUAUGAGUUUGAUGACCAGUACGUCACUGAAGUCCACGAGACUGUGGUACAGAACGCAGAAGCCUACGUCUUGUUCUACAGGAAAAGCAGCGAAGAGGCCGUGCGGGAGCGUCAGAAAGUUGUGUCCCUUGCCAGCAUGAAGGAGCACAGCUUACUGCAGUUCUACAUCUCUCGAGAGUGGCUCAAUAAAUUCAACACCUUUGCCGAGCCUGGUCCCAUCACCAAUCACACCUUCCUGUGCGCCCACGGAGGGAUCCCUCCUAACAAGUACCACUACAUCGAUGACCUGGUUGUGAUUCUGCCCCAGAACGUGUGGGAAUAUCUGUACAACAGGUUUGGGGGCGGCCCUGCUGUGAACCAUCUGUACGUGUGCUCCAUUUGCCAAGUGGAGAUCGAAGCGCUGGCCAAACGCAGGAGAAUCGAAAUCGACACCUUCAUCAAGCUGAACAAGGCGUUCCAGGCAGAGGAGUCUCCAAGCGUCAUCUACUGUAUCAGCAUGCAGUGGUUCCGGGAGUGGGAAGCCUUUGUCAAGGGGAAGGACAACGAGCCUCCCGGACCAAUUGACAACAGCAAGAUUGCGCUCACAAAAGCAGGCGGCCACGUGCAAGUGAAGCAGGGUGCUGACUACGGGCAGAUUUCCGAGGAGACGUGGAUUUAUUUAAGCACGCUGUACGGAGGAGGCCCAGAGAUCGCCAUCAGGCAGAACGUGGCCCAGGUCCAAGAACUGGAAAACCUACACGGGGAGCAGAAGAUUGAAGCGGAGACGCGGGCUGUGUGAGCUGUGCGGGACGGGGCAGGGAAGGGAAUGGCACAGAGAUCCGAGUGGGGACGGAAGGCUGGGGAAGCCUAAGGACUCAAACCUCACCCGUUGUCUGGUACUCGCAGGUGGGUGCAGCUCCCGCCACCAGUUCUGGGGAAGGCGGGUUCCUCCACUCACCUUUCACGGGGCUUUGGAGACGGGGGUGAUGCUGAGUGACACUGGGAGAAAAGCAGCUUCUCCGUAAUUCACCUCGGGCUGAUGCUGUGGUGGGAACCUGCAGCCCAGCUUCACCAGGACACGGGCUGACCCGAGCCCUCUCCCUGGGGUUGGGUUACAAAGACCCAGCGCUCCCAGCUCGCCCCCAGCGAACCGAGUCUCUGCUCCUUCGCAGGUUUUGCUUUUGGCACUUUUAAACUCAUAUGUAUAAAAAUAAGGAAGCGUUUUUAUGUUUCCAGCGGGCAGUGUUGCAGCGUGAGGAACCUGUUAUUUGAAGCUGACUAAGCCACAAGGUCUCCCGGUAGUUUUGCGCUGGUGGGGCAUGUCACAACUUCCUAGUUUUGUUCUUUACCUAAUUCUUGCAAAUUCAGUUGCAAUCAACUAAGAAACUUUGAAAGAGGCCGUUUCUUUCUUCCCUGGUCCCUACCGCCACACCUUCACAGGCCUGCAGAUUUUAAUUUCUCCUUGUAUCUGAUUUCACGCGUUCAGCAUCUUUUCAGAGAACAAAGCUGGAAGAUGAAUCCUCCUUCCCACUAAAGCUUUGUAGCUCUGGGUGUUUGGCUCACAGGGGGUCAGAGCUGUUAAUGAGCAGGAUUCGUUAGAGCAGGACACAGGAGUCCUGGUUCAUAACCCAUUCUAAGGGUGUGCGAAGGCCAAGGAGGAGCCCAGUUCUUCACCCAGAGCCUGUUUGGGGGUCACCCCGGGCAGGGGGUUAAUUCUGGGGCUGAGCCGGCCCCAGGCUCUAGAAGCAGCUUUUUAGGAAUGAGCUGCUUUCUGCAAGCAGGAACCCCCCAUGUGCUGAGGCCAUUCCAGCUUCUCAACACAGAUGUCAUUUGUAUACGCAGUGGCUCAUUUAAUGAAGAGAAGUAACUUGCUCCCUAAUCUACUGCUGCUAAUUCAGCCAAGGAGCAGCUAAGAGAGGAAUAAAGACAAAAAAGGUUAAAGCACCGCUUUUCACAUCAGGGCUUUGUUCAUCUCGUAAGCCAGAAAGAAAUAGUAAAAUCUUUGUGUUUCCCUGCAGUUCAUUGGGAGCAGAGCAAGGCAGAGGUGGCCUCUCAUGGGCUGGGGAACCAAACUGGGGGUUCAUGGUGCUGGAACCUGAGUGGUUCCACAGCAUCAAGUCUGGCCUUGGUACCAGGGACCUUCUGAGCACCCCAUGCAGAAGAGAGGGAGGAGCAGCUGCUCUUUCACUUGGAAAGUAAGAAAGGGUGUCAAAAAGAAAAAUGUGGCCUUCAGACCUUGUUUUUUUCUGUUUAGACCAAAUGUUUGCUGCAAACAGCAAUUUCUUCUUUAGAAAAGUAUCUGUAAAUGGAUCAGCAUGUUAAUUCUACUAUCCUGUUUAUUGGAUGCUUGUAAAUACCCAGCCAGGCCUGAGGGGAGGUCAGAGAAUGAGCCACUGUUGGGAUUUCUCAUUGUCUUCAGCUUUGUCAGCCGCUGCGAGCCCGUAGGCUGCAUGUCUGUGUCGUCUGUGCCGUUCCGAGGAUGCUGUACAGAUUGUUUAAGAACACUCCUGUGCUUCAGUGUCAUACUUAGUGCUGAAAAUGUGUUACAAUAAAUACACGUGCAUUCAA